CACUCACACACACAUGUACACCAGGACGUGAGCAAGCAUCAGCAGAGGCAUCAGGUGGUGGGUGCUGUGUAGGAGCUGCUGGUUGGGUGGCGAUUGUACACGCGAACGCGGGGUAACGGUGUCAGUUGUUUGUAGCAUGAAUUAAGAUAAUACAUAUUAUUAUCAUUUAUCAUAAUCCGUGGUUUUGUAGUCCGUUUACUAAGAUAUUAUUAUAUGUCCGUGAGCCCGUUGUAUAUUCGAAGUAUACAAUAAUAAAAGAGUUUUUAAAAGAGCCCUAGUACAACUGUUGUUGUUACAGACUACCACUAUUAUUAUAAAUAGAUUAGUGGAUUAGCACUGAAUAGAUUAGUCUCAUGCUCUCGAAUUUCGACUCUCCGUGAUAUUAACUGUUUACUAGGUAUAUCAUGAUUCCUGAUACUCUCAUGGAAAAUUUGAAAUUAUGCUGCGUCCAUAGUAAUAUAGUUUCACGUUGGACGUUUAAUGUAUAAACUAUAAGAAAGCCACUGCCUUUGUCAAUUGUCAUUUAUCAUUCCUAUGGCUUAUGAUUGUGAGAAACGGUUAUUGAAACAAUUUCUGGAUGGGGUUGAAACAAAUGAACUAUGUAAAAUCGUCCGAUCCAUCUACCAUGGUGGUGGAAUAUCUGCAAAUACCAGAGAAGAUGCCGAAUUGUUACUAUUGUCUCAACCUGCUGUGCGGGUACUAUCCAAUAAAAAAGUACAAAUAACUACGUUGUUGAAGUUUUUAAUUUCAAAAGGUUUAAUACCUACUACUGAUAUGACCAAAGCAGAUUUGUGUUUGGCUUUUAAGUCAUUAAUCGAAAGUCAGCCAGACUAUAUCAGACCGCCAGUACAACCUAUUCAAAUGUCUGUCCCUAAUAAUAUGCUUGAAGUUUCUCAGAAUAACAAUAUGAUGCAUACUCAACCAUAUCAAGCAGCUGUCCAAAUGAUGCCUAUGCCAACACCAAUUACCAAUGCACUAGAACCCAAUACAAAAUCUCGGAAAGAUCGUGAUAAUGAAUUACUAGAAGAAUUUAUUGAAAUGUUUGCUAAACAUUUUUAUGAUUUAUUAAAUGAUCUUGGUAAUCCAGGAAAAAAUCAACUGGACUGUCGUCAUUUUUAUGAAAAUUGUACAAUGUCAUUGAAAAUUCUUGGUGGAAAAGAUGAAAUCUAUGAGACUUGUGAUGAUUCUACAUCUACAUUGCAGUGUUUAUUAAGUAUUAAGAAAAGUCACUUACUCUUUUUUUCACCACAUUUAGGCAAUGUUAAAUGGAAAAAAGAAUCACAUGGUUUAGUAAAGGUGCAUAUUGGGGGUACACUUCAUCAAGGUGUUGGAAGAAUUGUUGGAAUGUUUGAACAGCAAUUCAUACUUAGAGAAGAUCCUCAAGCAGAAAACACAUGGAAAAUUCUUAACACCAAUUUUAUGAUGAAAAGUAUGGACUUAAUAACAGCUGGAACUACUUUAAAAAUACAAGGACCUCAUCAAACAAAUAAUUUACAAAUUGAUAAUGUUUAGUGGUACUGUCAGUAUAUUUGGUAAAUGACUUGCUCAAAGUUUUAAUUGUAUUCUUUUCUCAAAUUUGAAUAAUGCAAUUAUAUGAAAAUAUGUAACUUUAUUAACAAUUUUUUAUUAAAAGUUAAAUCUUAUACGGUGAUAUUUA
This is a messenger RNA of Acyrthosiphon pisum (pea aphid), 1657 nucleotides long. RefSeq lists its product as uncharacterized. The record is from RefSeq and is a predicted model, not a curated record. NCBI's taxonomy places the organism in Eukaryota, Metazoa, Arthropoda, Insecta, Hemiptera, Aphididae. The coding region runs from base 535 to 1512 and encodes 325 amino acids. The transcript is spliced from 3 exons.